AAUUUCACACGGACGGAUCUCUUAACGGAUUUUUUUCAGCACCUCGGUUAGUUCGACUCCGACCAUAUGGCACGAGCGCGGACAAAUAUGAGUUGUUUGCCAUUGUUUACCUAUUCCCUUGUGAGUUCUCAUUUUUGAGAAGGAGAUCCCUAGACUGAAUUCAACAUCAUUACAUGAGGUUUUGGGAAGAACUGGAAUUUCAACAUGAUGAUCACACGAUACAGACCGAGACCAGACACCAGCAUGUCCUUGGCAUUCUGCGGCAACGAAAAUAACACGGCCGCGUACAACGUAGAUGCCGGCGUCCUCAACAACGGCUGCUUCCUGGACGCCCUAACGUUGGUGCCGCACGUCUUCCUGCUCUUCAUCACCUUUCCCAUACUCUUCAUCGGAUGGGGAAGUCAGAGCUCCAAGGUGCACAUCCAUCACAGCACAUGGCUGCACUUUCCCGGACACAAUCUCCGCUGGAUCCUCACCUUCAUCCUUCUCUUUGUCAUCGUCUGUGAGAUAGCUGAAGGCAUCGUGUCUGAUGGGUUUAACCAGUCAGUUCACCUGCACCUCUAUAUGCCUUCUUGUUUGGCCUUCAUGGCUGCCAUCACAUCAAUAGUCUACUAUCACAACAUAGAGACCUCCAACUUCCCCAAACUACUGAUGAAUUUGCUCAUUUACUGGGUUCUGGCAUUUGUGACGAAAACAAUCAAGUUUGGCAAGUACACAGAGCAUGGCAUUGGCCUGAGACAGCUACGGUUUGGGAUCACAGGCUUACUGACCCUUCUGUAUGGCCUGCUUCUGGCUGUGGAGAUCAACGUCAUGCUGAGAAGGCGCUAUGUGUUUUUCGCUCAUGCCACUGAAGUCAAGCCCCCGGAGGACUUACAGGACCUGGGGGUGCGUUUCCUGCAGCCGUUUGUGAACCUGCUGUCUAAAAGCACAUACUGGUGGAUGAACACCUUCAUCACCUCAGCGCACCGACGCCCCAUCGAUCUGAAGGUCAUUGGCCGGCUGCCCAUCGCCAUGAGAGCUCUUACUAACUACCUGAAGCUCCGCGAGGCCUUUAACGUCCAGAAGAGGCCUCAAGGCUCUCAUCCUCAGGGAUCACGGUGGAUCUGGGCGGCCCUGCGCCAGGCCUUCGGAAGACCCCUAAUUCUCAGCAUUACUUACCGUUUUAUGGCGGAUCUUCUUGGCUUUGCCGGCCCCCUGUGCAUCUCAGGCAUCGUGCACCAUCUCAGUAAAGAGAACAACACCAUUCAAGCACCAGUGCAGCAUCUUGGAAUCUAUUUCAUCUCCUCCCGGGAGUUUCUCGCCAAUGCAUAUGUUCUAGCAGUGCUUCUGUUCUUCACUCUACUGCUCCAGAGAACGUUCCUCCAAGCAUCCUACUAUGUUGCCAUUGAGACUGGAAUCAACCUUAGAGGAGCCAUACAGACCAAGAUCUUCAAUAAGAUCAUGCGCCUCUGCAUCUCCAACAUGUCUAUGGGAGGAAUGACAGUGGGGCAGAUUUGCAACCUUGUCGCCAUAGACACCAAUCAACUGAUGUGGUUUUUCUUCCUGUGCCCCAACCUGUUUGCAAUGCCGGUUCAGAUCAUAGUCGGGAUCAUCCUCCUUUACUACCUCCUGGGAAUAAGUGCCAUGAUAGGGGCCACGGUCAUCACCCUCCUGGCUCCUGUGCAGUACUUUGUGGCAACCAAGCUAUCAGAAGCACAGAAAAGCACACUUGAUUAUUCCAGCGAGCGUCUGAGGAAGACCAAUGAAUUGCUCCGGGGUAUCAAACUAUUGAAGCUGUACGCCUGGGAGAACAUCUUCUGUUCAAGUGUGGAGGAGAUCCGGGCAAAGGAGCUGACCAGCCUACAGACCUUCGCUCUCUACACUUCCAUAUCCAUAUUUAUGAACACAGCCAUUCCCAUUGCUGCAGUACUCACUACUUUUGUGGCUCAUGUGCACCUGUCUGAUGAUGCAGACCUGUCCCCCGCUGUAGCCUUUGCCUCUCUCUCACUCUUUCAUAUCCUGGUUACUCCUCUGUUCCUGCUGUCCAGUGUCGUGCGCUCCACCGUCAAAGCCCUGGUCAGUGUGCAGAAGCUGAGCGAGUUUUUCUCCUGUGAUGAGAUCGGAGUUGAACAGGAGCCCAAAGCAACAAUUUUACCCAACUCAACCAAUCACGCCUGGUAUCAGGCCCUGCCUCUGAAGGUUGUGAACCGCAAGCAUCCGGUCAGAGAGGACUGGAACAGCUUUGGGAUUCAGAGCGAUCAGGAGGACGAGCCUCUGGCUGUGGAGGAUGAAGAUAUCUGCAUUAAGAUAACAAAUGGUUAUUUCAGCUGGACUGAUGGAGCCUCAACAUUAUCCAAUGUGGAAAUAAAGAUUCCUUUCGGUCAGUUGACUAUGAUAGUCGGCCAGGUGGGUUGUGGGAAAUCAUCUUUGUUGCUGGCAGCACUGGGUGAAAUGCAAAAGAUUUCUGGCACUGUGACAUGGAACAAGCCACCUACUCUGGAUGAAGAGGGAAAUGAAAGCCCAUCUGAUGCGGCUGGAGACGGAGAAAUCAGGAAAAGAGGUGCUGUGGCAUACGUAUCCCAGAAGCCUUGGCUGCUCAACACCACGCUAGCCGAGAACAUCACCUUUGAGAUGCCAUUAAUAAAGCAAAGAUACAGAGCUGUGAUUGAAGCGUGUUCUCUCCAGCCGGACAUUGACAUCCUGCCCCAAGGGGACCAGACGGUCAUCGGAGAGCGGGGUAUUAUUCUUUCCGGAGGCCAGAGGCAGAGGAUCAGUGUGGCUCGAGCUCUUUAUCAAACCACCAAUGUGGUGUUUCUGGAUGAUCCGUUCUCAGCGCUGGAUAUCCACCUGAGUGAUCACCUGAUGCAGGAGGGCAUCCUCAAACUGUUGAGAGAGGAGAAGAGAACAGUAGUGCUCGUAACACAUAAGCUCCAGUAUCUCCCUCAUGCAGACUGGAUCAUUGCUAUGAAGGAUGGCGGCAUACAGACAGAAGGAACCCUGAAGGACAUCCAGAACUCUCAGCCUGAACUCUUUGAGCAGUGGAAGACUUUGAUGCACAGACAGGAUCGAGAGUUUGAGAAGGAAACAGUAGAUGAUAAUACUACAGUGUUGGAAAGGAAGAACCUGAGGCGAGCCAUGUACUCCAGAGAAGCCCUGAAAUCUGAGGAGGAGGAGGAGGAUGAGGAAUCCGGGGAGAGCGAUGAUGAAGACAACCUGUCACGUGUAAUGAGACACAGAGCCACUAUCCCCUGGAGAUCCUGUGGGACAUAUCUGAGCUCUGCAGGCCUCCUGCUGCUCCUCCUGCUCCUGCUGUCCCAGCUCCUCAAACACUCCCUGAUGGUGGCCAUUGACUAUUGGCUCGCACACUGGACGUCCAAAGUCAUCACAGCCAAGAUCGAGGCAGUCUCGCGCAACUGCUCCUCAGUCCAGGACGUGGGUUUCAGUCACUCAUCAUAUCUGCUGGUGUUCAGCGUGCUGUGCUGUCUGGGAAUCGUGCUGUGUUUGGCCACGUCUGUGGCUGUGGAGUGGACGGGUCUCCGCGCGGCCAAACAUUUACAUCACAGCCUUCUCAAUAACAUUAUACUUGCCCCAAUGAGGCUCUUUGAAACGACACCAUUGGGAAGCAUAUUAAAUCGCUUCUCCUCCGAUACAAAUGUAAUAGAUCAGCAUAUUCCUGCGACUCUUGAGUGUUUAAGUCGCUCUACGCUGUUGUGUGUGUCAGCGCUUGGUGUGAUCUCAUACGUGACGCCGGUUUUUCUCAUCGUUUUGGCACCGCUAGCCAUCGCCUGUUACUUCAUCCAGAAAUACUUCAGAGUCGCAUCCAAAGAUCUCCAGCAAUUAGAAGACAGCACACAGCUUCCUCUUCUGUCACACUUCUCUGAGACCGUAGAAGGGCUCACAACCAUCCGAGCUUUCAGGUAUGAGGCUAGAUUCAGACAGAAGCUCCUAAAGUUCAGCGAUGCCAAUAACAUGGCCUCUCUCUUCCUCACGGCGGCUAACCGCUGGCUGGAGGUUCGAAUGGAAUAUAUUGGGGCCUGUAUAGUCCUGAUAGCAGCUGUGGCUUCAAUUACCAAUUCACUGUUCAAUCAUCUGUCAACUGGACUGGUGGGGCUGGGACUCACAUACGCCCUAAUGGUGUCCAACUACUUGAACUGGAUGGUGCGUAAUCUGGCAGAUAUGGAGGUGCAGCUUGGAGCUGUGAAGAGAAUAAAAGCUCUGCUGAAGACAGAACCUGAAAACUAUGAGGGUUUGCUGUCUGCUUAUCAUGUUCCAGAAGGUUGGCCUCAGCAGGGCGAGAUCCAGAUUCAGAAUCUGAGCGUAAGGUACGACAGCACCUUAAAGCCUGUCCUCAAGAACGUCAAUGCUCACAUCAGACCAGGACAAAAGGUUGGAAUCUGUGGUAGAACAGGAAGUGGAAAGUCAUCUUUCUCAUUAGCUUUCUUCCGGAUGGUGGAUACAUUUGAGGGGCAAAUAAUCAUUGAUGACAUCGAUAUAGCAAAACUGCCACUUCAGACGCUGAGAUCUCGCUUCUCUAUUAUUCUCCAAGAUCCCUUUUUAUUCAGCGGAACCAUUCGUUUUAAUCUCGACCCAGAAAUGAAAGCUACAGACAGUAUGCUGUGGGAAGCGUUAGAAAUCGCACAACUCAAACCUGUGGUCAAAACUCUAACUGGAGGACUUGAUGCAAUAAUAACUGAAGGCGGGGAGAACUUUAGCCAGGGGCAGCGUCAGCUGUUCUGCCUGGCGCGGGCAUUUGUGCGGAAGAGCAGUAUUCUGAUCAUGGACGAGGCCACUGCGUCUAUAGACAUGGCUACGGAGAGCAUUCUUCAAAAAGUUGUAAUGACUGCCUUUUCCGACAGGACUGUGGUCACUAUAGCGCAUCGCGUACACACCAUCCUGAAUGCAGACCAGGUGAUUGUGAUGAAGAGGGGCGUCAUUCUGGAGUAUGACAAACCCGAGGUUCUCCUCAAUCAAGAGGACAGCGUGUUCGCUUCAUUCGUGCUAGCGGACAAAUGAGCCAGAGGAGCCAACUGUUGAAAGUGCAAUUGUAUGAAGGAAUAAAUAUUUAUUACUGCUAUCAUCAUUAUCAUAUUUGUACAUAAAACGUUUAUCAUUUAUUAAUAAAAAAGUAAUAAUCAGA
Molecule: messenger RNA, 5116 nt
Organism: Triplophysa dalaica
Lineage: Eukaryota; Metazoa; Chordata; Actinopteri; Cypriniformes; Nemacheilidae
Gene: abcc8
Product: ATP-binding cassette, sub-family C (CFTR/MRP), member 8
Exons: 40
Coding region: 205-4992 (1595 amino acids)
Biological process (GO): transmembrane transport; potassium ion transport
Cellular component (GO): membrane
Molecular function (GO): ATP binding; ATP hydrolysis activity; ABC-type transporter activity
Source: RefSeq, a predicted model, not a curated record